This is a messenger RNA of Papaver somniferum (opium poppy), 1506 nucleotides long. RefSeq lists its product as uncharacterized. NCBI's taxonomy places the organism in Eukaryota, Viridiplantae, Streptophyta, Magnoliopsida, Ranunculales, Papaveraceae. The record is from RefSeq and is a predicted model, not a curated record. The transcript has 5 exons. Gene Ontology annotation, molecular function: nucleic acid binding. The coding region runs from base 1 to 1506 and encodes 501 amino acids.
AUGCAGUUGAAAAGUGAUCUAAUUACAAUCAAGAAAGGAUCUGAUUCUAUGCAUUCUCACUUCAAUAAGUCUCGAUCUAUUGCCUUUCAACUUUCUCAGAUUGAUCGUCCACUUCCAAAUGAAGAUCUUGAUUUUCACAUUCUUCAAGGCCUACAUGCAGUAUUCUACGCUUUCAAGACCUUCGUUAACACUCGACAGUUGAAAAAUCUCAAUCAUAUUACUUCAUCUGAUCUUUUAGGGCCUCUCUUAUCUGAAGAAGCACGAAUUAUUGCUGAAUCACAAGAAAUUUUUCACCUAAUUCCUCAUAUUCAAAUUGGUCACCCAAUCCUUCUCGUAGUGGUGAAUAUUCUCGAUCCUAUUUUGGUGGAUGAGCACAUAACUUUACAAGAGGAGGACAAUUUCAUUCAGUUGGAAGAUCUAAUUUUGGAGGAAGAUAUCCUUCUAAUGGAAGAUUUCAGUCUGGAGGCCGAUCUAAUAAAAGGUUUGGUAGAGGAUUUGGUUGCUCACAAAGAACUUCUCAGUGGACCUGUUAAGAAUGGACUUUAUGAUAUUCAGUCAUCAUCUGCUCAUCUCAAGCAAACAUUCUCCACCUCUUCCAGUUCAGUUGAUUGGCAUAAGAAGUUAGGUCAUCCAGCAUUCAAGACUCUCAAGCAUGGUUUAUCAUAUGUGACUGAUAUUAUAGAAGAUCAUCUUUCUAGUUAUAUUUGUGGUAAUUGUCAAGUUUCUAAAGUCAAACUGGGAGGGGAAUAUAGGAAUGUGUCUUCUUAUAUAGAUUCUUGUGGAAUAGGUCAUAGAGUCUCAUGUCCACAUGUUAAUCAACAAAAUGGCAAAGCAGAAAAGAAGCAUAGGCAUAUUAUUGAAACUGGUCUUGCUCUCCUCUCACAUGGUUCUCUUCUAUUUUCUUAUUGUUCAUAUGCCUUUGAGACGGAGCCAAGGUCAGUCAAGUGCAUGUUUUUGGGUUCUAAUGUUAUGCACAAGGGUUACAGAUGUUUAAACCCUUUGACAAAUAAACUUAUCAUUUUUAGGCAUGUUAUUUUUGCUGAGACUGAAUUUCCUUAUCCUUCACUAUUUAAUACUCAUUCUUCAGUACCUCACUCUACUCAAGAUGCUACUUUGUCUACCAUGUCAGUUUCUUCAAUAAUUUCAAAUGAUCCCGAUGCUUCAUCUAACAUGCCGUCAUCUACAUUUGUUUCUGACUCUCAAGAUCAGUUUGCUUCAAAUACUUCUCUAGUUCGGCCAGUUCAGAUUGCUACAAAUACUUCUCUAGUUCAGCCAGUUCAGAAUGCUCAUCCUAUGCACACAAGAGGCAAAAGUGAUAUUCCCAAACCUGAAGUUUUUGCACCUGAUGUUCAGUCUGUGAAUGAAGAUAUUACAGUUCCCACUUCUUUUACUGCAUCCAAUAAGAUUCAUGUCUGGGAAAUCUCUAUGUGCAAAGAAAUAAAUUCCUUAUUGCAGAAUGGAACAUGGAUUCUUGUUGCUCAUGAUCCUUCUCAGAAUAUUGUAUGA